AUGAAACACGUUCUGUACGUUUGGUGCCAUGCUAUUGCUCUGCUACUGUUCCAAGCCAACUCGGACCCGGCCAUUCGGUCAGAUUGUCGCACCCAAGUCGAGCUUCUUCUUCCUUUCGGUGCUGCCUUCUAUCUUCUGCCUUCGGUGUUUCAAGUGAACAUUUGGUGCUUUUCUCCGCACCGAAAAGCCGCUUUUUCGGAAUGCGUGAGGUCGCCAUACGUAACCUUGCUCAUCUUCGUCCGUCGGCUCUGA
Molecule: messenger RNA, 252 nt
Organism: Pseudozyma hubeiensis SY62
Lineage: Eukaryota; Fungi; Basidiomycota; Ustilaginomycetes; Ustilaginales; Ustilaginaceae
Exons: 1
Coding region: 1-252 (83 amino acids)
Source: RefSeq, a predicted model, not a curated record